CCCCGCUCCCGCCCCCGGCUUCGCCUCCCGCUGCUGCCGCCGCCGCCGCCGCUGCCGCCGCCGCCGCCGCCGCUUCCCGCGGCCUGGGCCUCCAGCCGCCAGCAUGCCGCAUGCCUUCAAGCCCGGGGACUUGGUGUUCGCCAAGAUGAAAGGCUACCCGCACUGGCCGGCCCGGAUCGACGACAUUGCCGACGGUGCUGUGAAACCCCCACCCAACAAAUACCCCAUCUUCUUCUUCGGAACACACGAAACGGCCUUCCUGGGACCCAAGGACCUGUUCCCCUACGACAAAUGCAAGGAGAAGUACGGGAAACCCAACAAGAGGAAAGGUUUCAAUGAGGGGCUCUGGGAGAUCCAGAACAACCCACACGCCAGCUACAGCGCGCCUCUGCCGGUGAGUUCCUCUGACAGCGACGCUGACCGGGCCGGUGGCAGCGACGACGACGCCACUGACCGGGGGAUCAUGGCUGUGACAGCCGUGACCGCUGCAGCCACCAGUGACAGGAUGGAGAGUGACUCAGACUCUGACAAGAGCCUGAAGCGCAAGGCGGCAACCUUAAAGAUGUCGGUAUCCAAACGUGCACGAAAGGCCCCCAGCGACGUGGAUCCCGCCAGCGCAUCGCCGUCCGAGGAGGAGGAGAACUCAGAGAGCUCAUCUGAGUCUGAGAAGACCAGCGAUCAGGAUUUCACUCCCGAGAAGAAAACAGUGGCCCGGGUCCCACGGCGGGGUCCCCUGGCAAGACGGAAGAAAAAGCAGGCACCCUCCGCCUCUGACUCAGACUCCAAAGCAGAAUCGGACCUGGCCAAGGGCGAGCCAGUGGCCGCGGCCCCGUCCCCCUCGCCCUCGUCCUCCUCCUCGUCCUCUUCCUCGUCGGACUCCGACUCGGAAGUGUCUGUCAAGAAGCCUCCACGGGGCAGAAAGCCAGCGGAGAGACCCCCCCCCAAGCCCCGCGGUCGGAAGCCGAAGCCCGAGCGGCCGCCCAGCAGCUCCAGCAGCGACAGCGACAGCGACGAGGUGGACCGCAUCAGCGAGUGGAAGCGGCGGGACGAGGAGCGGCGGCGGGAGCUGGAGGCGCGGCGGCGGCGGGAGCAGGAGGAGGAGCUGCGGCGGCUGCGGGAGCAGGAGAAGGAGGAGAAGGAGCAGAGGGAGCGGCGGCGGGAGCGGGCCGAGCGCGGGGAUGCGCCCCCGGCCGCGGGCAGUGGCGCCAGCAGCGGCGACGAGCUCCUGGACGACGACGAGCCCGUCAAGAAGCGGGGCCCGCGGGGCCGCAAGGGCCGGGGCCCCCCAACCUCCUCGGACUCGGAGCCUGACGCCGAACCCGAGAAAGAGGCCAAGAAGUCCUCCAAGAAGCCGUCAGCCCCCAGCACGGAGCCCGUGCGCAGAGCCAGUCAGAAAGAGAAGAGGGGGCGCUCAGAGGAGAAGCCCCGGCCCAGGCCCAUGAAGGUGGAGCGUCCUCGGAAGCGGUCAGAAGGCUUCUCCCAGGACCGGAAGGUGGACAAGAAGAAAGAACCUUCUGUGGAGGAGAAGUUGCAGAAAUUGCACAGCGAGAUCAAGUUCGCCCUCAAAGUUGACAAUCCGGAUGUGAAGAGGUGCCUGAGUGCCCUGGAGGAGCUGGGGAGCCUGCAGGUGACCUCCCAGAUUCUCCAGAAGAACACAGACGUCGUGGCCACGCUGAAGAAGAUUCGCCGGUACAAGGCCAACAGGGAGGUGAUGGAGAAGGCGGCCGAGGUCUACACGCGCCUCAAGGCGCGGGUGCUGGGGCCCAAGAUGGAGGCGGCGCCCAAGGCCAACCGCAGCAGCAUCGAGCGUGACAAGGGCGAGGCGGGGAAGGCCGAGGAGACGCUGGCCAGAGAAGAAGGCCCCACGGAGAAGGCGGGGGGCCAGGCCGGCUCAGACUUCUCAGCCCCCAUCAACGGGGAGGCCGCGUCGCAGAAGGGGGAGGAGCCAGAUAGCAAGGACGCCGAGGAGGGGCCCACCUCGGAGGAGGGGCCCCAGGGUGGCUCCUCCGAAGACCUGUCGCACAAUGACAGCAGCACUCGGGAGGGCCCCAACCUGGACGGGCCGGCCAGCGAGCGGCCAGAGCCCACAAGGCUGCGAGUGGACUCGGAGUCUCUGGACGAAGACGACAGCUGAGCCCCUGCCGGCGGCUGCCCCCAGACGUCUGUCCGUCUGUUCGUCCGCCCACCCUGGCGGCGGUGGCGGCGGCCCCGGCUCCCUCCUUCCUGCGCCAGGGAGUGGAGAACUGAUGGGGGACCCCGCCGAUUGUUUGUAUUUGUCCCUCGGGUUCUUUUCUGCCUCACUUCUGAUUUCCAGCCGCCAUGAAAUGACUAUAAAGGGUUUUUUUAAUGAAAAAAAAA
Messenger RNA from Sorex fumeus (smoky shrew), 2358 nucleotides. It is a transcript of the gene HDGFL2, whose product is annotated as HDGF like 2. The record is from RefSeq and is a predicted model, not a curated record. Gene Ontology annotation, cellular component: nucleus. NCBI's taxonomy places the organism in Eukaryota, Metazoa, Chordata, Mammalia, Eulipotyphla, Soricidae. Gene Ontology annotation, molecular function: double-stranded DNA binding; transcription coregulator activity. Gene Ontology annotation, biological process: regulation of transcription by RNA polymerase II. The transcript is spliced from 16 exons. Bases 104 to 2134 code for a protein of 676 amino acids.